Messenger RNA from Megalops cyprinoides (Indo-Pacific tarpon), 327 nucleotides. RefSeq names its product centromere protein X (gene cenpx). Bases 17 to 262 code for a protein of 81 amino acids. NCBI's taxonomy places the organism in Eukaryota, Metazoa, Chordata, Actinopteri, Elopiformes, Megalopidae. The transcript is spliced from 5 exons. Gene Ontology annotation, biological process: kinetochore assembly; DNA repair; replication fork processing. The record is from RefSeq and is a predicted model, not a curated record. Gene Ontology annotation, molecular function: protein heterodimerization activity. Gene Ontology annotation, cellular component: FANCM-MHF complex; Fanconi anaemia nuclear complex.
AGCGGGGGCCGCGAAAAUGGAGGAAGGAGACCAUGAAGUUGUGUUCAAAAAGGAAACGGUCAGCAAAUUAUUGUCACUGUUUUUCAAGGACGACAAGACCAGAGCCAGCGGCGACGCGGUGCUGCUGAUGGCGGAGAUGCUGAAGAUAUUUGUACACGAGGCAGCGCGGAGGGCAGCUAAACAGGCUGAUGCAGAGGACAGCGAUGUGGUGGACAUCGAGCACUUCGAGAAGAUUCUGCCGCAGCUGCUCCUGGAUUUUUAGUUACUUUCAGCCAGCAGAGGGAGCCACUGUUCUGUCUACAAACCAGCCCCGCUGUUCCACCCCAG